This is a messenger RNA of Vicia faba (fava bean), 561 nucleotides long. The record is from the annotation of a GenBank genome assembly. Lineage: Eukaryota; Viridiplantae; Streptophyta; Magnoliopsida; Fabales; Fabaceae.
AUGCCAACAUCUUUUAUGGCAGCUUCAGUCUGCCUUCGACAAUCAACAGAAACGCUUCUCCGAUCUCUUCUCUCGAAUCUCUCUGUUAAUGCCUCCGAUUCCGUCUAUCAUCUUCGCUUCGAGCCUUCGUCAACUCCUCCAUCGCUCUGUCAAAGUUCAACCAUCUUUCUCUCUUCGCCUAUUCAAAUCGAUGAUGAGCCACUACGCAACGCCUCCACACGCCCUCAGAAUCUUUCAAUCUCUGCUCAUCUCGCUCAAUUCGUCCAUCUCGAUCUCGCGUCAUCCUCUGUCGUCUUGAUUCAAAUUCCGAUGACCUCACUAUGUCAACACUGUAUUGUGAAUAACAUCUCAGGCUUCAUCAACAAACUUCAUUCAUCCACUGUCUCAAGCUUCAACGUUUCUCUUUUGACAAACCUUCGCUGCACGGUUCCACUUCUAUUCGAAUGCGUUCGUGAUUUGGUCGCUCUUCUCAAUGUUUCAAUCUCAGGUUUCAAUUACCUCCGUGAUUUUUCUUUAGCAAUCAUUUCAUCAUAUCAUAAAUUUAGAUCGAAAAGAGUUUGA